Messenger RNA from Peromyscus californicus insignis, 1477 nucleotides. RefSeq lists its product as uncharacterized. Gene Ontology annotation, cellular component: nucleosome. Gene Ontology annotation, biological process: nucleosome assembly. The coding region runs from base 34 to 1023 and encodes 329 amino acids. The transcript has 5 exons. The record is from RefSeq and is a predicted model, not a curated record. Gene Ontology annotation, molecular function: structural constituent of chromatin; DNA binding; protein heterodimerization activity. Lineage: Eukaryota; Metazoa; Chordata; Mammalia; Rodentia; Cricetidae.
UGGCAUCACUGGGAUUCCUCUCCCUUUGUAGCCAUGUCUGGCCGCGGCAAAGGCGGGAAGGGCCUGGGCAAGGGCGGCGCCAAGCGCCACCGCAAGGUCCUGCGCGACAACAUCCAGGGCAUCACCAAGCCCGCCAUCCGCCGCCUGGCCCGGCGUGGCGGCGUCAAGCGCAUCUCCGGCCUCAUCUACGAGGAGACCCGCGGGGUGCUGAAGGUGUUCCUGGAGAACGUGAUCCGCGACGCCGUCACCUACACGGAGCACGCCAAGCGCAAGACCGUCACCGCCAUGGACGUGGUCUACGCGCUCAAGCGCCAGGGCCGCACAGGACCUGGAGGGCUGCACAUACAAGCAGGUUUCUCUGUCAUGGCACGCACCAAGCAGACCGCCCGCAAGUCCACCGGCGGCAAGGCCCCGCGCAAGCAGCUGGCCACCAAGGCCGCCCGCAAGAGCGCCCCGGCCACCGGCGGCGUGAAGAAGCCGCACCGCUACCGGCCCGGCACCGUGGCGCUGCGCGAGAUCCGGCGCUACCAGAAGUCCACCGAGCUGCUGAUCCGCAAGCUGCCGUUCCAGCGCCUGGUGCGCGAGAUCGCGCAGGACUUCAAGACCGACCUGCGCUUCCAGAGCUCGGCCGUGAUGGCGCUGCAGGAGGCGAGCGAGGCCUAUCUGGUGGGUCUGUUCGAGGACACCAACCUCUCCCUCUGGUGUGUGACCAUGUCUGGCCGCGGCAAAGGCGGGAAGGGCCUGGGCAAGGGCGGCGCCAAGCGCCACCGCAAGGUCCUGCGCGACAACAUCCAGGGCAUCACCAAGCCCGCCAUCCGCCGCCUGGCCCGGCGUGGCGGCGUCAAGCGCAUCUCCGGCCUCAUCUACGAGGAGACCCGCGGGGUGCUGAAGGUGUUCCUGGAGAACGUGAUCCGCGACGCCGUCACCUACACGGAGCACGCCAAGCGCAAGACCGUCACGGCCAUGGACGUGGUCUACGCGCUCAAGCGCCAGGGGCGCACGCUCUACGGCUUCGGCGGCUGAGCUGCUCGGCUCCCACUUUACUCUCUCUAAAGGCCCUUUUCAGGGCCACCCACUUAAUCUUCUAAAGACCUGCAACAUUGUUUCUGAUAGCCAAUAUUUUCGCUGAGGGGGUCGUUCUUGUCUCUGACAAAGGUAUUUAGGGUUCUCGAAUUUUGCAAGACUUAUACAUGUGUUUAAUGACUUUUUAAACCGCAUCCAACUGUUCAUAGAAGCACCAGUAUUCUCAUCUUUCUUGAAAAUGGAAACCCAAACUGUACGACAAAGCCCAACCACGGUUUAUGAAGUGAACCACUACUAGGUAAGGCCUAAAAUGCCAUAACUACUUGGAUAAAACUGAAAUGCAAAAUGUUACCUCCAUUUAGCACUAGAGAGAAGUCUUAGUGGCCGAGAGCACUAACUGCUCUUGAGCACGAGUUCACCUCCUGGCACCCUCCGAUUCCAGGACAUCUGCUGC